UAUUCACUUCACCUUCCAUUUCUCUACUUGCUUACUAUAAGUCCUCCUUUUCUUGUCUUGGGUCUUGAUGGCACGCUCUUUGUCCUCUCUUUUCCUUGCAUUCAUGAGCCUUCACAACCAUGGAUAUAAAGGCCAAACGAACAAGAUCUCAAGAACCCAACAAGCAGGAAAGACACUGCAAACGGUGUCCCCAACAAUGGCCGAGAGAUGGGCUACAAUUAGCUCAACCAUAGCCAUCUUCAUGUUUGCUUGGUCCAUCAUCUGCCAAUACUCUUCUUACGAAGUUCGCCACAUAAUCAAUGAGCUAAAGCAAAGGCUCAAGGACUAUUUCAACCCCUAUAUCCAACUCUGCAUCCACGAAUUCACCGUGGAUCGCCUUAAGCGCAGCAAGGGUUACGUCUUGGUCGAAGCUUAUCUGAGCUCGAUCACAUCGGAAAACGCCAACAGGCUCCGCGCAGACUUGGAAAAUGAUGGCGGGAACUUGGUUUUGAGCAUGGAUGAUUAUCAGGACGUGAGAGAUGAGUUUGAAGGUGCAACAGUUUGGUGGGGUUUGAUGAGACUUUCGAGGUCGCCGACGACGUCGUAUCAGGAGCAGGGAAAGAGGUUGUACCGGCUGAUUUUUCGCAAGAAGCAUAGAGAGCUAGUGACCAAGUCUUAUUUGGAGCAUGUCAUGAAGAAAGGAAAGGAAAUCAUGACCAGAAACAGGCAGAGGAUGCUUUAUACUAACAUUGCAGGCUCUCCAAAUAAGAUGUCAAGCAGUAUGUGGAAUCACAUAGUGUUCGAGCACCCUGCAAGUUUCGAAACAAUGGCGUUGGACCCCGAGAUAAAAGAGGAGAUUAAGAAAGAGGAGAUUGUUGAGCAUUUGUUGGUCUUUAGCAGGAACAAGGAAUUCUAUGAGAGAGCUGGGAAGGCAUGGAAAAGAGGCUAUUUGCUAUAUGGACCGCCAGGUACGGGGAAGUCCACCAUGGUGGCUGCAAUAGCUAACUUGCUGGAUUAUGACGUGUAUGAUCUUGAGCUGACCGCGGUGAGGGACAACACCGAGCUUAGGAGGCUUCUGAUCGAGACGACUAGUAAGUCGGUAAUUGUGAUUGAGGACAUUGAUUGCUCUCUUGAUCUUACCGGUGAGAGGAAGAAACCUGAGAAAUCUUCAAAGGAAGAUCAUAUGACCGACGAGCCCAAGAAGGAGAAAAAGAAAGAAGUACGAAAGGAAGAGGGAAGCAGCAGAGUAACUCUUUCGGGUUUAUUGAAUUUCAUUGAUGGGAUUUGGUCUGCUUGUGGGAGUGAGAGGGUGAUUGUGUUCACCACCAAUUAUGUGGACAAUUUGGAACCCGCGCUUAUAAGAAGCGGCCGGAUGGACAAGCAUAUUGAGCUCUCUUAUUGCAGCUUUAAAGGGUUCAAAGUGUUUGCCAAGAACUACUUGAAUCUCGAGACGCAUCAAAGGUUUGACGAAAUCGAGAGUUUGAUGGCGGAGACCAAGAUCACCCCUGCUGAUGUUGCGGAAAACCUCAUGCCAAAAUUGCCUCGGGAUGAUCCCGAGGGGUGUCUUUCGAACUUGAUUCGCGCUCUUGAAGAAGCCAAGGAAGCUGCAGCUAAGAAGAAGAAAGAGACAGUUCAGCCACAAGAUGAGAACAAAGAGACUUAAAAACCAGAGGGAACUAGUAAUUCAACAGUAUUAUUUAUCCAUACGAUAUGAUUAUAU
Messenger RNA from Morus notabilis, 1699 nucleotides. Its product is annotated as AAA-ATPase At3g28580. The transcript has 2 exons. Gene Ontology annotation, molecular function: ATP hydrolysis activity; ATP binding. The record is from RefSeq and is a predicted model, not a curated record. NCBI's taxonomy places the organism in Eukaryota, Viridiplantae, Streptophyta, Magnoliopsida, Rosales, Moraceae. The coding region runs from base 68 to 1642 and encodes 524 amino acids.